Desarmillaria tabescens is the source of this 447-nucleotide messenger RNA. RefSeq lists its product as uncharacterized. The transcript has a single exon. The annotation marks the transcript as partial. The record is from RefSeq and is a predicted model, not a curated record. Lineage: Eukaryota; Fungi; Basidiomycota; Agaricomycetes; Agaricales; Physalacriaceae.
GAUCGGGACCUAGAUGACAACGACAUCCAAGUGAUACUAUGGGAACUGUCGGAGGUCGGCUUUCACAUUGAAAUGAUGUCUUUGGAUGCUCGCUUGCAUGCAGGAUCAGAGGGAACAGUGCAGGCAGAGCAGUCUCACAGACAUGUUUUAGGUCUGUGCUUUCUGAAGCUUGAGGUCAAUUUGGCCUGGAUAGUGAGCAUGGAGGAUGCAAACCAAGGGUUGGGGAAUCCGGUAUGGAUGGAGCAUGCUCCAUAUGUCUGUGCUCUCUGCUGGGUCAUGUGUUCAUGGCCUAAUUGCCCUUCCAGACUUCAGGAAGAACAAGCUCACUAUGAUGAGCAACAAUUCUUGCAGAUGGAACACACAGCGACUACUUUCUACAUCGACAGCUUCUUCAUGAAUUUUGGGCAUGUACCAAUCUUGCCAAGAGUCCUGGCCCAUCCACCACCU